AAUUUUCAGGUUCCCAUUUGAAACGUAUACGCAUAUGCUAUAGCUUCCAAGCGCUAUAUGAGGAUUUUAUCUUAAUUUGUGGCAAAAUUCUAAUCGGAAUGUUUUUUCGUCGAGUUGAAUCUUUCAGGAAAUUUCGUAACUUUUCCAGGUUUAUUUGCAUACGGAAGUUUUCAACAGUGCGCGCAGACCAUGCUGAAACAUCGGAUUUUAACCGAGGCUCUACAGCUAUAUCGCGAACAUUCGUGCCUCUGCGUUGGAUUUCAGCCUCAGACUUAGGUCAUUCAAUUCUAGCCGAUAGUGACAAGAAUAUUUCAUUAAAAAUAGUGCAGGAAAGUGGAAUGCUGUCGCCAAAAAUGGUGUUCGCGGCAAAAAUGUUGUCGCUAUCCAGUUCUGCUGUUAGUCUUGCUAUGAUACCAAUAAUAUCGCAACUUGGAGCCCGAAAAUCGGGAACCGGAACUAUUACUGCAGUUCUGGAUUCGUUCUUCAUUUUGUAUGCCUUCACACCGAUUUUGCUGCAUCAGAUCCUGGUGAAACGAUAUAUAGUUGAUUUAUAUUAUAAUCCAAACACAGAGAUUUUCACAUCAGUACACUAUGGAUUUUUCCUGGGCAAACAAGCACUGAGAUUUCGAGCAGAAGAUGUGGUAGAUUCGAACCAUUCGCCAGAUAUGUUCAAAAUAUGGUUUCCUCUUGCUACUGUUGUAAUACACGGAAAGCCUUUAAUGCUUCCUUUAAAUGAACAAGCCUAUGGAGAUGUUGAAAUUUUCAGAAAAUUAACCAAAAAUAUUAAAUUAACAAGCUAAUACUUUGUCUGUUAAUGUUCAAUAUAGUUUAUCGAAUUAAAAAUUUUAUUUCGUUUUUGUUCGUAAUCAU
Molecule: messenger RNA, 870 nt
Organism: Loa loa (African eye worm)
Lineage: Eukaryota; Metazoa; Nematoda; Chromadorea; Rhabditida; Onchocercidae
Exons: 5
Coding region: 99-800 (233 amino acids)
Biological process (GO): mitochondrial proton-transporting ATP synthase complex assembly
Cellular component (GO): mitochondrial membrane
Source: RefSeq, a predicted model, not a curated record